ACAUACUUGACACAUGUCAUUUUACAAUCGACGAAAUUGCUUACUUUUUGACGUUUUAAAAAAUAAUGUAAAAAAUUCAAACAUAUUAUGUCCAUUUCUACCAAAUAUUAGGUAUAUAUUUUUAUUUUAAGGAAUCUACCUUCAUUUUCGUAGUGAUUGUGAAAAAUUUGUCUUGGUCUUGUAUUAAAACAGACUUUAGCAAUGUCAGCUCGAUGGACGAACAAAAUGGCUAUUUUACAAGAUUUGGCUUACGCACAAGGAAGUGUAGUACCUGUUGAUAUUGAGAAUCCUUUAUCGUACGAUGAAAAACCACCAAGAGAAGUUUGGGAGGAAGAUACUGAAGAAGAAUUUUACAAGGAUUGCAUGGCUAAUGGGGACUUCAGCCAUGGACCUGAUAUUGGAAUGAUACAGGAACUUCUGGAAGUGGUUCGUAAUGCUAAUGUAAGUCCUGAUCUAGAAAAUAACAAUAGUGUUAUUGAAAUAAGUAAGCUGAAUAUAAAAUCGCAUGAACCUCUACCUGGUCCUUCUGGUGACCAUGAACCAGGACAAGAAAGCAGGCAAGAAACUCCCAAAAUAACACCUAAAAAGAAAAGAAAUAGAAACGCGGCAAUUGUGUCACUGAUUGAAACUUAUGGUGACCAAAAUUGUAUAGAACGAAAUGAGGUAGAAAGUAUAGACAAUAAAAACAUGAAAUUAUUAAAGCCAACUGAUUUUGUGCUGAAAAAUGAGGAAAUUACACAAGAUAAAGGGGCUUGGUUGCCAAGUAAUGAAAAUAGAUUAACAUCACUGGCCAAUAUGUUUAGAAAGAAGAUACCUACUUCUGAUAGUGCGUCUAUGUUUAAAAGGAAGAUUCAUACACCAGUUCAAAAUAAAACAGAAAAUGAUACUAGAACAGAAGUAUUUGUACCAUCCGCAAAAGCUAAUGAAUAUUAUGAAAAAUAUAUUGAGAGAAGUAAAGCAAAGCAGGCAAUGAAAGAAGAUAUUUGGACAAGGGCAAAGAGGAUAAUGAUGGAAAUUGAUGAAAAAAGAAAACGAGAAAAAGAGGAGCUUGUGUCGCCUAGCACGAAAUCUCCAGAAACUGUUAAUGAAUCAAAUUCAGAAUAGUGUUGGUAUUAAAUAAAUGAGCAUGUAACGGUAAAUGUGAUAAUAUAUUGUGAUGUUAAGGUAUUGAGUCAAAUGAGUUAUUAUUAAUUUGGACAGAGAAGCGGAGACAAGCCUAGACCAAAAAAAAAAAGGCUCACUAACAUUAUUUUUUUAUUAUUUUUUAUACUAGUAUAAUUUUAUAUUGUCUGUGAAUAUAUAAAAAAUUAAGUUUUAUGUCCAAAACUCAAAUACUUUGUCACUAAAUGUCCAGCUUCACAUAAAUAAUCUUAGAAGAUACUAGGUUUCCGCCCGUGGCUUCGCCCGCGCAGUCAAAGAAAAACCCGCAUAGUUCCCAUUACCGUGGGAUUUCCGGGAUUGCGUAAUUUUCCCGGGAUAAAAAGUAGCCUUUGUCCUUUCACAGGUAUCAAAAAUCUCUAUACGAAAUUUCAUGAAAAUUGGUUCUGUAGAUUAGGCGUGAUUGAGUUACAGACAGACAGACAGAGUCACUUUCGCAUUUAUAAUAUUAGUAGGAUUAAAUAUGUUCUACUAUUAUAUUUUAUACCUAAAUUUAUAUUUUAAACAAAUAUUCCUCAGCGUUUUUAUGUCUAACUAGCGGUCCGCCCUGGCUUUGCCCGUGGUACAUGUUUAGUGUUUCCGUUAUCUCUCCACAAGAACCAUCCUUGUACUUCAAGGAAUAUUAUAAAUAAUUAACGAAAUUGGUUCAUCUGUUCUCGAGUUAUGCGCUUAACAACACAUUUUGUGAUUCAUUUAAAUUAUAUCAUAGAAGAUUAUUGUACUAUGUAUAAGUAUUCCAAGAUAAGUAUGUAAUGUUGCAUUGUUUUUUCUAAGGAAUUUGAAUGAUAUUAUGUAUCACAUUCAAAACAGGUUAGAUGUAUUAAACCGAUUGAAAAUA
Colias croceus (clouded yellow) is the source of this 1996-nucleotide messenger RNA. RefSeq lists its product as uncharacterized. The transcript has 4 exons. Bases 202 to 1104 code for a protein of 300 amino acids. NCBI's taxonomy places the organism in Eukaryota, Metazoa, Arthropoda, Insecta, Lepidoptera, Pieridae. The record is from RefSeq and is a predicted model, not a curated record.